CAGUAUUCUGCCACAAGUCCGUGAGCAGGGUGCUGCAUAGGUAGUUACCAGAACAGGGCUUUGAGACCGCAUGUUGUAACUUUGGUCAAUAUAAACACCGCCCUGGAAACAUAGAUCCAAACAUCCAAGUCAAGCGCCCAAGCCAACACAGCCUGUACACUCAACAUCAGUCCACGAGAAAGCCGACCCUCUACUUCAACCAACACUCCGUUCAACAUGCAGAGCAAGACCUUUCUCAUGGCCGCCAUGGCCGGACUUGUUGCGGCACAAGACGUCAGCAAGAUUCCUACCUGUGCUAUCGGCUGCAUCAUGGACACAAACCCCCUCAGUGGGUGCCAGAGCUACCCGGUUUUCGACUUCCCCUGCCUUUGCCUCACCGGGGAAGAAUACAACACCGCGAUUGCCUCCUGCAUCGUCAAGGCCUGCACCGACUUCAACGACGUGCUUGCCAUGAUUCAGUGGAAGACCGACACCUGCGCGCUCUACGGCGUGGAGUGGCCCUGAGGGAGGAUUGGGAGAUGGGGCGAGCCACUUGUGCUUGUCAUCUAGAUAGUCUAGCUUUUGGACCGACGGUGUCCCGAAAAUACCAUAGAUUUUGCUCUGGAA
Chaetomium fimeti is the source of this 606-nucleotide messenger RNA. RefSeq lists its product as uncharacterized. Lineage: Eukaryota; Fungi; Ascomycota; Sordariomycetes; Sordariales; Chaetomiaceae. The record is from RefSeq and is a predicted model, not a curated record. The transcript has 4 exons. The coding region runs from base 217 to 504 and encodes 95 amino acids.